AUGUUAAACUUCCCUGUACAGCUCCCCCAAACGGUGACAUCCAACCUGUACACCAGUGGUACUCAGUAUGGGAUUCUUCUCUCACUUAUGUCAUCUAUGCUUUCUGUUUCAGUGAGCGAAUUCACUAGUACACAGGCCCCGACAUCUUGUAAACGCCCUCCAUCUAUGGCGGGAGAUAUAGAGUUGAAUUACACUUUACCUAUCUACCCGGCAUGUGGAGAGUUCACGAUGGGCAACGGUUCGGUGAUAAUCAAGAUCCCUAAACUGCUUCCUACACCAUUCUUUAAGAGUUGUAGGAGAGAUGGUAUUCCGGCUGGGCAUCGGAUCUGCAGAACACCAGAUUGUCUAUCUGGACCGUGUAAAAAUGGAUGGUGUGAAGAGACCAUGGAAGCUUAUCACUGUCAUUGCCCGGAAGGGUUCUCUGGAAAAGACUGUUCCAUAGCUGCCCAAACACCUACCGAUUCGUCGGUUCAUACUUCAAACGUGUCCAUCCAGUCUAAUGUGUUUACAGAGAGCCCGACUUCCACACCACAGACGACCCAGUCAUCAUCUUCUAUGUGGGCUUCGCUGUCGUCUGCAUUCACUUCUCUGAUGUCGACAGCGCCGGCGACAGCGGUAAUGUCGACAACAGUGACCACGAUGCCGAAUGAGGAUAAAUGCAAAUCAGAUACAUCGAUAAUUGAAGAGGAAAGAUCCUUCAAACCAGCGCUAGAUGAGACUCAAGUUGGAUACUAG
This is a messenger RNA of Lytechinus pictus (painted urchin), 735 nucleotides long. RefSeq lists its product as uncharacterized. Lineage: Eukaryota; Metazoa; Echinodermata; Echinoidea; Temnopleuroida; Toxopneustidae. The transcript is spliced from 5 exons. The record is from RefSeq and is a predicted model, not a curated record. The coding region runs from base 1 to 735 and encodes 244 amino acids.